Messenger RNA from Uranotaenia lowii, 1542 nucleotides. RefSeq lists its product as uncharacterized. Bases 1 to 1542 code for a protein of 513 amino acids. Gene Ontology annotation, molecular function: nucleic acid binding; zinc ion binding. Lineage: Eukaryota; Metazoa; Arthropoda; Insecta; Diptera; Culicidae. The record is from RefSeq and is a predicted model, not a curated record. The transcript has a single exon.
AUGCCUCCCAAGGUGUCCAAGUCAAGCAGUCUGAAGACUUUGCGUGUGAAGUUAUCGGAAACGAUUACAGACUUUGAAGAUAUUCGAAAAUUUAUCUCCAUUAUUGGGGAAACUACCACUUGUAGUCAAAUCAAGGUAAGGCUGGAAAGACUUGAUGAUUUGUGGGAGAGGUUUAGCGAUACAAUUAUUGAAGUAAAAACUCACGAAGAUUUUGUGGCUGAGGAUUUUAAUUUUUCCAAAGAACGCCAAGAUGUUAGUGAUUUUUAUUAUGAAGCGAAGGCUGUCUUAAUGGAUAAGCUCAAGGAUCUUCAGGAGCCUUUUGUGGAUAGUGUAGAUCGCUUGAAUGAGACGUCUGCUCAACACACCUUAGAUCACGUGCGACUUCCACAAAUAAAGCUACAAACAUUUAGUGGAAACAUCGACGAAUGGAUGAGUUUUCGUGAUCUGUACACUUCUCUCAUCCAUUGGAAGACUGAUCUUCCGGAUGUAGAGAAGUUUCAUUAUUUGAAGGGUUGUCUGCAAGGUGAGCCGAAGAGUUUGAUUGAUUCUCUUCAAAUUACGCGGGCAAAUUAUCAGGUGGCCUGGGAUCUUUUGGUAAAACGUUAUAAUAACAGCAAAUUGUUGAAGAAGAAACAAAUUCAAGCUUUAUUUAAGCUCCCUCAACUUUCGAGAGAAUCCCCAUCGGAACUGCAUUGUUUGGUGGAAGAGUUCCACAAGGCUGUUCAAAUACUGGAUCAGGUAGUUCAAGCUGCUGAUUACAAAGAUUUGUUGUUGGUACACUUAUUAACCAGUCGUUUAGAUCCAGUUACGCGUCGCAGUUGGGAAGAGCACUCAGCUUCUGAAGAACAAGAAACAAUUAAUCAGCUUAUGGAUUUUCUUCAGAAAAAGGUCACAGUUCUGGAAUCUUUACCGGUCAAAUCUGCUGAAUCUAAAUUGGUUAAUCAACAUCUUUCGAAACCACGGCUACCUUUUGUGAAAACAAGCUACGGGUCUUUUCAGACGUCAGGUUCUAAUUGCCCCAUGUGUUCUGGAGGUCACUUCUUGCACGAGUGUGCUGAUUUUAAAAAACUCAAUGCAACUGAAAGGGAUUCGGUCUUAUUGAAACAGGCGUUGUGUCGAAAUUGUCUCCGAGCUGGGCAUCAGUCAAGAGACUGCAAAUCGAAAUUUUCUUGUCGGAAUUGCAAGGGACGCCAUCACACUUUGGUUUGCUUUCGAUAUGGUAACGGAAAUACUGCUAGCACAAGUAAUUUAAAUCAUCGGAACAAUGGUAAUACGGUAAAUGCUGCGAAUGUCGAGUCAGACGAGUUAGAGAAUGUCACGUCAGCGUCGGCGUCAGGUGUGAAGCGUCCAUCUACGGUUUUGCUAGCCACGGCGGUUGUUUGGUUGGAGGAUGAGCAUGGCGUUAAGGUUCCAGCGAGAGCACUUCUCGAUUCCGGGUCGGAAUGCAAUUUUGCUACAGAAAGAGUGAGUCAACUCAUCAAUGCAAGUCGGAAAAGGUGUCGGUUACAGUCCAAGGAAUUGGUCAAUCAAAUUCACAGGUGA